UUGAUUGUUGACGUCAACCUUGUCCAUUGGCGGAGGCAGUGUGUUGUCCUAUUGACUUCGCUCUUACUUGUUGGACUUGUUUUAAUUAGAUCUAGAAUAUAUAUCUAGGUUGCCGAUCUGGAUGCUGAUCUUCUGACAUGGGUGACAUUGAGCAGAAACAUUUUACCGCCAAUGCGUGUACGACCGAAGUCCCCGGACUACAACCACCACGACCACUACAGUGUCCUCCACUACGGUCAAUGGGUCACAGAUCACCAACGGGUCCACGCCCUCGUCAGUGUCAUCCCUUGCAUCCAGCUCGUCUGUGUCAUUGGCUGGUGGUCAGCCUCAGGGUCAGUCCGGGGAUGCUGGACUUGAUUGUGGGCGACCUAUGAGCUUUGUGCCUGACCUGGUACUGCCGAUACUGUGGAGGAUUAUCUACUGGACCUCGCAGGUCCUCACUUGGUUGAUCAUGCCCAUGAUGCAGUCAUAUUCUAAGGCUGGAGACUUCACGGCUGUGGGAAAAAUCAAGUCGGCUCUCAUCGAAAACGCCAUAUUCUAUGGCACCUACCUCCUUAUUUUUGGCAUUUGCCUCAUUUAUGUGGCAGCCCGGCCAGAUUUAGACAUUGAUGGAGAGAAGCUGAAGAUCAUCGGGGUGACUGCCAGCAACACCUGGGGUCUGUUUGUGCUGGUUCUCAUGCUGGGGUAUGGGCUUGUGGAUGUGCCGCGGACUCUGUGGAACAAGUCGAAGAAGGGGUAUAUGCUGAACAGCACAUACUUCAAGAUUGCCAAACUAAGCACUGAGAAAACGGAGGCAGAAGAAGCACUGGAGGAUGUGUUGGAGGAGACUCGUAGAGCCGCUGAGAAGAUCCGCUACAACCACCCACUGAGAAAACACAUGGACACCAUUCUCACAAAGUGUCCGGAGAGCACCCGCCAGUCUGUGAGGGGCAAGAUGGACGACUUUGAGGAUUACAACCAGACGGUGGACUCGUUGUCUGAGAGCAACUUGGUCAAACUACACAAGAAAGUAAUCAGGCGCAGUCAGAUCAGCCAGCGCACCAGCAUACAGUGGAACAACCUGAUGGGCGCGGCCCUGGAGUGGGAGGACCUGGAGACCAACAUGCACAGCCUGGACCGCCACUUUCGCCACUCGGACCCGGAGAAGUCCAGCCUCUACUUCGCGUGGAUGAGGAGCGUGUAUACGCCUGCUGUUGAAUGGUACUGGAAGUGCUCGGUGAGGCCGUAUGUCUACAUGAUCGGUGCUGCUGUACUCACCAUCAUGUCCUUUAUGGUGGUGUGGUCCGAGUGUCUGUUCUUCAUCAAGGAGCCCGUCCUCUCGCUGUUUGCCGUCUUCAUUAACUUGGCAAGGGAGAACUAUGACUAUGCCUACAUUGAGUUGGCGUCGGUACUGACCAUUGCCUACCUGUGUUUCUGCGCUUACUUCAGCGUGUUCAAGAUCCGAAUCCUCAACCUGUACUACAUUGCCCCACACCACCAGACCAACGAGCACAGUCUCAUCUUCAUCGGCAUGAUGUUGUGCCGACUGACCCCUCCGAUGUGUCUGAACUUCCUGGGCCUCAUUCAUCUGGACAGUCACAUCACUCAGGAUGAGCACAUUGAGGAGACCUCCUACACCCAGAUUAUGGGCCACAUGGACGUCAUCUCCAUCAUCGCCAACGGUUUCAACAUCUACUUCCCCAUCCUGAUCGUCCUGCUAUGUAUCUUCACCUACUUCAGUCUGGGCAGCCGCGUGCUCAGCGCCCUCGGGUUCCAGCAGUUCAUCGGGGACGACGACAUGACGCAGGAACUCAUGGAUGAGGGGAAGGAAUUGGUGGCUAGAGAGAAGCGGAGAAUUGAGAGAAAAGCUGAUGCUGAUGCCAGGCGUAAGACGUGGACUGAGAGGUUUGGAGAUAGCGCAUCUAGCAACAAGGAUUUACCAUUGUCUUCUGAAAGAAGGGGUGAACGCUACACUGUCCCCCGCAGCCCCGACGAUGACGACCGCUCGGAGCUACUACGCCAGGUGGAGCCCGUUGACUACAGGGACGAACAGAACGAUGGCCUCUUUGGGAAUGUGGGUAGAGAAGAGAAUGGCGGCUACCAGUCACGUUCAGCUGGCCGCUACAGCAGUGGACGUCCUGGGAAUCGCCCUCCUCGUGGGAUUUUCGAUGACGUUUAAUGAAAAGUCCCAUUCUUCGGUUAUGCUUUACGGUUUUGCACGAGAAGUUUUUCAAAAGUUGUGAACGUGUUCUGCUUGCAACUCUUUGGUUUUCACAAAUUCUUUGUUUGUUUUGAUUUGCAAUUAUUUUACAAAAUGAUUUAACUUACUUUGUCAUGUGUGCUGGCCUCAGGAAAAAUAUCCUGCUGUGCUGUGAUCCGUGAGGUAGUUGUUGGUCCGGCUGAAGAUUACGCGGGAACGAAAGUUGUGCCCGAACUAACCUUUUUAUUUGUUUCACCUCCUUCAUGUUUUGUCUACCGUGUGUUAUGUUCUAGCUCUGAUGUUUUAGUUCAUUCUUCUUUAUGCGCUGUGACAGCAGUUGGUGUAUACCUGUCAGCAUUAUUUCUGGUUUUAUCUUUUAAGAUAUUCUGAGCAUUCCACAAAAGUUUAGUUUCAUGAAAUUCAUUUUUAGCAAAGCACAAAUUUGAGUUGUUUUAUUAUAAGCUAUGUUACUCAGAAGUUCAAUAAUAUCUUUGCAUGCAUUUUUGUUGAAAAUAUUGAUAAAUAAUAGAAGAUGGUCUUUGGAAUAUGAACAAAAGUACACUUCUCCGAGUGUAUUUGUUUUCUCUUAUUCUGAAAAUGUAUACAGUACAGACUGAAAACAAAGAACUUACGUACUACAGUAGAACUGAUUAUUUUUAGAAUAAGUAUUUCAGUAACAUUUUUCUCACACAGUUGCAGACUUUUGGAUUUUCAUGAAUAUAGGAGACAUGUUAUGUAUGUCAAGUUUUGUCAUUAAGGUUUGGAAAAAAUCAGGAAAAUCACUGAUGUCCGUUUUUCAUUCUUUUUUUUUCUCCAAAGGACAAUUUUGUGCAUUCUAGCAUGUAUGUAUUAUACUGUGGCUUCCAUUGUUCUUUCCCUUCCCCAUGUUUCCGUUGUCACGGUUCUUGCACUGCAGUCACAUGUCUUUGUGAUGUGCAUUUUAAGUUUGAACUCCAAAAUAGGAGUGUUGCUUAUCUGGAUCAUUUUAAGAACCCUGGAGCAUGGAAUGUUCCUAAGUUUUUAAUUGUGUGUGCGUUUUGAAUUGCAAUUACAGAAGUUAUGUAAUCCCCUCUAAUUUUUGCUCUACUUCUUUUGUAUGUUAGUCAUGCUCUUGUGACCCGCUAUUUCCGGGGUGCCUUGAUAGUCAGAGC
Aplysia californica (California sea hare) is the source of this 3330-nucleotide messenger RNA. RefSeq names its product G-protein coupled receptor-associated protein LMBRD2. The record is from RefSeq and is a predicted model, not a curated record. NCBI's taxonomy places the organism in Eukaryota, Metazoa, Mollusca, Gastropoda, Aplysiida, Aplysiidae. Gene Ontology annotation, cellular component: membrane.